UUUUCCCUAUAGCUUUGUAGGUAUUGCUAUUCAUUUUAGAGUUAUUUAAACGAGUGACUUCUGAAAAUGUCUGAAAAGUGUGCAGGUUGUGGCAAGACAGUCUAUUUCGCCGAGAAAAUAACAGCAAUCAAGAAAACUUGGCAUAAACCGUGUCUACGAUGCGAAAAAUGCAAGAAGACUUUACAACCUGGAAAACUAUCCGAGCAUGAUGACAAACCUUACUGCAACAUCCCGUGUUAUUCCGCUCUCUUCGGUCCCAAAGGUUAUGGACAUGGUGGAACUGAGAGUCACAGCUACGAAGCUGCUCCAAGGAAGUAAAACCAACCAAACCCAUCUAUACUGUAUAUCUUAGAACCCUCUAAGCUAAGCACGCUCCGUAUAACUCAACCCACAAAAUACACAACAGCAGUGAAAUACACACAACCUGUAAAGUUACAUUACCGCAAUUUUAAGAUAAAAAUGAAUCAAAAAAUGAAUAUUUUUCAAAAUUUAAACACCAUGUUAUUUUAAAAAAGGAAAUUGGUCAGAGCACUUAAAAAUUUAUGCUGCAUAUUUACAUUCAUGUAUCUGUAACAUUGCACGUUUUUUAUCUACCGAAUUAAAUGAGUUCUUGUUUGGUAUGCAAAUUAGAGAACUUCUCUCAAAAUUAUAUACUGUAUAAUUAGCAUGUGUUUACUAAAGUAUAUGAAUGUGUAUGUAUACCUAUGUAUAUACAACCAGCCAUGGUAAGGACUGAGUUCAUGUAUAUAUCAAGUCAAAAAUAUACCAGAAACGCACAAUACUAAACAUUUUGUUGUUUUGAGUAAGCUGGCCGAGGUUUGAACCUUCGCCUCCCAAAGAACGUCGUUGUUUUUGUCUCUGUGUUUCCAAUGGUAUUAACUGCAAACAAAGUUGUUGUUAACUCCACGAAAAUUGUUCCACGUCGUGUUGUACUUUGCUCCUGCACUUUGAACAGCAGCUGGGUGCGGCAGUAGUCAAUUACAAUGAAAAGGCUGCAAAGGUUAAAUAAAUAUUUAAUUAGAGUCCAAUUACGGAAAACGAAAGCACUCCCUUGGCAGUUUACUAAGAAACACGUGAAAUUAAUCAAACUUUUUACAAAUAUAAAUAAACCUUUCUUUGACAUUACAAGCACCGUCAAUAAAUAUUACUUUAAAAA
Messenger RNA from Ciona intestinalis (vase tunicate), 1156 nucleotides. RefSeq names its product cysteine-rich protein 1-like. NCBI's taxonomy places the organism in Eukaryota, Metazoa, Chordata, Ascidiacea, Phlebobranchia, Cionidae. The record is from RefSeq and is a predicted model, not a curated record.